AGCUUUCCUAUGCUAUUCCCUUCUAAUCUGCGUGGAAAUGCAGAAGAAGAGAAGGGAGAAGGGACAGGCUUUUAUAUGUUGCUUCUCACGCUAGGCUGCUUAUUAACACGAGAUAUGCGUCUAAUUAAUAGUGACUAUCAUUAUCGCGUUGUAUCUGUCAAAUCGGCAAAUAUAUGCUGCUUACUAGUCAAGCAGGCUAACAAUCCCACAUGUUUUGGAUGUAUGGUCUUUUUAGUACCUUCCCGUCGCAUAUUUCAUCUGCGUAAAGAGGAAAGAAUCAGAGUUCUGGGGAGAAUGGGGAUUUUAUAUAUCAUAUCUUGCACUAGUCGGCUCUACUGA
Molecule: messenger RNA, 339 nt
Organism: Periconia digitata
Lineage: Eukaryota; Fungi; Ascomycota; Dothideomycetes; Pleosporales; Periconiaceae
Source: the annotation of a GenBank genome assembly